UGAAUGCAAAUGCUUGUGCAAAGUAUUGAGAAGCAGUAGCAAUGUAAUGUUGCAGAGUUGAAGAGGGCGCCAUGGCAGUGUCCUAGCUUGCCUCAGGGAAGGUGUGUGCUCCUCUCAGCUAGCGCCAAGUUGUGCUGUGAGCGGCUCCACACAUCAAUGUCACGUGUGUAUAGAGGUCCGGCGUGAUGUGUGAUCUCUCAGCGCGAGGGACUGGAUACCCUGUGGCCGCCGAGCAACUCUUGCCGCCGGAAAUAUGGGAGAUCAUUCUCAAUAAGUUGGAGCCGUGGGAGCUGGUGAAGGCUGCGUGUGUCUCGUGCUGGUGGAGACAUCUGGCCACGAGAAUAUGUCGCACGAGGUGCCAAUGCCUACCACCGCGUCUUCUGGCCGAGCUGCUACACGAGCACAAGGUCACUCUGGCUCCCAAGACCUCGGUACUUGAUCAAGGGACAAACAAUGCUGAUGACAUAAGGACAUCUUUCAAGUGUCAGAAGGAAGUGGAAGAACCAAACUGGUUAGAUAUCAGUAGAAUGUACAUACAGACUAUUGUAACAUCAGACCCAAACAACUGCAGUGAGGUAUUACAUAUGAAAAAUGUAACACAUCUUGCUUCUUCAAGCAGGUUUGUGGUGGUUGUGUGUACUGGUGAAGCUGAGAACUUGCACAUCUUACGAUUGGUUGGCAAGGCAGGGCAAGAAUGCUGCUCACAAUCUAUUAGUGGCAGAAUUAACAAGGUUUGUGUGAUGGAGAUGCCAGAAACUUCCCCUGUCCUGGUACUGUGUGUGGAGAGAAACCUAAGGUGUUAUUUGGUGGAGCCGGAACUGUGUGCGCUAUUUCCACUUGCUGUCAAACCUGAGCUAUCUGUAGAUUCUAGACUGAGCUGUGAUGGAAACACACUGAUAGUUUCUCAAAUGGUUGGUGAGCAUCAUCUUGCUGUCUAUGAAGCCUCUUUCCUGCCCGAGACGAGAACAAUUGAACUUACCCAUAAAGGACGCAUCAGGACAACUUCACCUCCAGUUUACUGGGAUCUUUGGAAUGGAUUUGUUACAACCAUUGUCUCUGGAGGCCAUGUAUCCUCAUACACUUUAUCUGGAAACUUGGUUGCCGAGUCACCACUAUACAAAGAUCUUCGCUACCCCAACCCUACUCUCCUUGCACGCGGAUUGGUGUUUGCCUCUACUCUCACCUCUAGGACUCUUCUAUCGUACUGGCACAUGGAUCGUGAGCGUGACUACUGGCUUGUCGGUGAGAGUAUCUUGACCAGCUGGAUACAGAGAGGUUCACAGGCUGUGGGUAACACAAGCUGGAAUACAGCAAGUGGAGCAGAGAAACAUGACAGCACAUUGUCCACACACGGACAAAACAUCACCGAUGAAGCAGUUGAAAGUUCUCUCUCGAGUACACAGCCAGCUAGCAGCUGCAUAGUGACACUAGCCAAGGUGAGGAUAGGAGCUACUGUCUUGCUGGAAGUGACUGUGGUGCACUACAAGAGAGGUCUUGUUUUUUGUGGCACCAGUCAAGGUCACUUGCUGAUAUACAACAUCUUGACUAAUGACCAAGCAUCAAAUGUGAAGGUGAACUGGGCAGUUAUGGAAUCUUACAUCCCAUCGCUAUAUUUAUCCGUGACCUCUUGUCCAAUCUCAAGAUUAACGUCAUAUUUUAGAAACGCGCACAUAAUUGUGGCUAUAGCCGAUAGAGAUGAAAAUUGUAAAAUAAUUUCCUUACCUAAUAUACAAAUGCCUUCUGAAUGUUGCUGUAAGAAUAUGUGCAACUGUUAUUCAUAGGCUGAGUUACUAAUGUAAAUUAGUCAUAAUUUAUUUUUUGGUGACAACUUCAUUACCAGUAGGCUUUUAAUUUUUGUUAAAUUUAUUAUUUAAAUUUUGUUAGUAUAAUUUUGUACAGAUAAAAUAUGUGAUUUUAAAAAAUCACAUAUUCUAUCUUUUAAUUAGGAUAGAAUAUGUGAUUUUUAUGUGAAAGCAAAAUCACAUUCUGUAAAAAGUAUGGAGGCUCUAACAAUUUAUAUUUUUAAAACAGGUAUAAAAAAGUCAAAUUUAUUUCUUAAUUACUACUUUAUUUCAGCAGCCUCAAAUUUAGGUUAGCGUGCCUUAUUUUGUUUCAUAAUUCCACAAGUAAUUAUCAAAAGAACAUACUAAGCCUGUACGUAUUACUCAGAGUAAUACUGUAAGAGUAUUAAGAGUAUGUGCAGCUGUUAUUAAUAGGCCGAGUUACUAAUGUAAAUUAGUCAUAAUUUAUGACUAAUUUAACUCAUGACAAUUGUUUGAGACCAGGACACAAGUUCAUUUAUAUUUUAAAAAUAUUAUUCACAUUUGAUGUAAUUAAGUAGACUGUUAAUAGGUAUUGGAAGAAAACUAGUAAUUGAGAUGCGCCUGACUGGCACUAUGGUAGCUCAGGUCACCCAGGAUCCCUGCCAGCCUACCCUUCACUCACCAGCUGUAAGGGCACGAGCUUCUAAGUUAUACACUGGAGUACAAACUAUCAAACCCCAUCCUUUACUGCAUGAAACAAAGGUAAACUAGAGUCUGCCCUAUAGUAGUCCUGGUAAUAAAUACCUUAACACACGUACCUGAGCAGGGGAUGGCUCUAAGCCCACACUUCUCCCUCCUAGGAGCUGGUCAAGGUUAAGGUAUACAAACAAGGGAUAAUAAUAGUUCCUAUAACUACAACAGGGGUUUUAUUUCUAGGUCUUGAAGUUUCUUUAUAAAAUCACUAUUGUAAAUGAGUAUUUGUAGCACAGUUACAAAUCGUCUCACCAGAGCGAGACGCGUAACACAACUGCUCACUAUGAAUGCCCAGGGGCAACUAAGCCUCCCAGCUGUGUGGCUCCAGGAAGCUAGUGGACUCGGUGAUGUCAUGUACCUGGCACAUAUUUCUGUCUCAAAUAUAUAUAACGCACAAGACUCGUUCUUUUUUCGCCAUAAGUAUGUGCUACCUCAAGCAGGAUGAUGCAUACCUUUGCUGACUACUGUAGUGAAAUGCCUCUUUCUGAUAGAGCCCCAGUGGCUUCCUGAAAGUAUCUUACUGAGGUGGCAUUACAAUCCCGGGGAUUGUGGGAGCCAGAUCAUUUUACCUUAAAAUACUUGGAGAACAUAAGAUUUUUAUUACCAGAUUUAAUGUUUUGGGAUACCAGUAUAUAGUAGAAUAUUGAGUAAUUUGCAGAUAAGUUUUGUCUAUGUAUGGUAGUAAUAUUACUUAAAAUAAUGUUGUAAGAUGUCAAGUUAUUGUCCCGUGUACAAACAGUUGAUGGGAAAAACAAACUGCUAGAUGUAAGUGUGUUUUGUAGUCCCUAGCCAGUGACUACAAAACACAAUAUAUAUCCUACGAAGGCUGUAGAUGAACAAACCAUCCACCAUUAUAUUAUGUCAAAAAGUGCUGGGAAGACGGGACACCACGAGCGUAGCUCUCAUCCUGUAACUACAUUUAGGUAAUUACACUUAGGUAAUUACCAGGGCCAAAAGAACAGAAUCUCUGCUUCCUGAGAAGAGCUUGAAGUUUCCCAACCAUGCAGCUGGAGGCAAUGCUGAGACUGAUGGAUGCCUACUAUUACCCAGUAAAUAUUACAUUUCUGGACUUGUUGAUUAAGUAGCCAGAUUGUUACUGAAAUGCCAGGGAAUGGUGGGGUUUGAGUAUUGUUGAGAAGGUUUGUUAGUGUGUGCAGUAAAUUUUUUGUUUUGUUUUACAUGUGUGCAGCUGCCCGCACAUGGUGUAGGCUUCUUUUGUAGCAGGUGCAGGCAAAGGUGGUUGUCCACUGAUGGCUGAAUGGCACAUUAGAGGCCAAGUACCUUUCCUCUUUUAUACAAUAGCCACUGGUUCCCAUUAUUAUUACAGUAUUAUGAUCUAUAAGUAAUGGUAAUGUCUUCUCACCGACAUAAAAACCAACACUUAUGUAUUUGUGAAUUUUAUGUAAAGAUUUAACACAAAGUUUUACACUCAGCACUCUCCUGAGUGCUUUGUCAAGGUCUGAGUGUGUGGUUAGGACAAUACUUACGUCUUAACACUUGACACCCAGCAUGUGCGCCCCAGCCUACCCCAUGGUGGGCCGAGCGUUUUGUGUAAGCAGGCAGCCACGCUGAAAUGUGUAAAAUCUUUUCAGUUUUCUCACCUAAAUUUUCCUUGUAUGUCAUUCAUCUUGGUAUCAAAUUGUUCACAAUAUUAUUCCCUACAGUCUGGGUUUUUAUCCUAUUAUGAUCUAUAUUCUGUGUAAUUUACUUACUAAACUUCCCCCCCCCCCAUGUGUGUUACCUGGAGGUUGGUUAUUUCAAUAAGGUAGACUUUCAUGUACUUUUAUUUUGCUUGAGAUCAGAGGUCUUCCCCAUGAGGGAUGGGAGGGAAACUAUGAGCAGGAAGUGCCAAGCCAUUACUACUAUAUAUCACAGGGAGGGGAUCAGUACUGUAUAAGGAUUUGGGAUGGGACCGGUGGGGGGAAGGGGGGGAGAAGGAAUGAUGCUCAACCACUUGGAAGGUCAGGGAUUGAACGUUGACUUCCCCAUGAGGGAAUAAAGUAGUUGUUGCUACAUGAUUGUUUAUGUACAUCUUGUUCUCCUGCUUAUGUGGAGACAAAUUUGUUAUGUGAAUAAAUAUUGUUAAAUAUUA
Procambarus clarkii (red swamp crayfish) is the source of this 4608-nucleotide messenger RNA. RefSeq lists its product as uncharacterized. Gene Ontology annotation, molecular function: protein binding. The record is from RefSeq and is a predicted model, not a curated record. NCBI's taxonomy places the organism in Eukaryota, Metazoa, Arthropoda, Malacostraca, Decapoda, Cambaridae.